Messenger RNA from Nematocida ausubeli, 255 nucleotides. RefSeq lists its product as uncharacterized. Bases 1 to 255 code for a protein of 84 amino acids. The transcript has a single exon. The record is from RefSeq and is a predicted model, not a curated record. NCBI's taxonomy places the organism in Eukaryota, Fungi, Microsporidia.
AUGCUUAUUCUGGCGAAUGUCUCCAAGGCAGUUGUAGAAACAAUAAAGGAGUAUCUGGCUUUUGCUGGGGCCAUGCCAGUCACUGAGGCAAUGAACAUUUUAAAUAUCUCUGAAGGAACUCCUCUUUCUUCAGCACUGAUAAAUCGGCAAGCAUCUAAAAUAUCAGCAAAGAACAAAAAGGCACUCCCAGCUUCUGCCUGCAUACUAAAGAAAAUAAGCAGUGCAGAGAAGGUUCUCUUAAGGGAGAUUGAGUAG